GUCAGUUUCUCUCUCUUUCUUUCUCUCACUACUCACUCCUCCUCUCUCUCUCUCUCUCUCUGACUCUCUCUACUGUCUAAAGCAGAUAACAUAGUAAAGGUUCCUGCAAUCCGAAGAGAUCUGUUCUUAGCUUUUCUACUGGGCUUUUAAACGCCUUCACUUAGCACUUUUGUCCUUGUGAUUUUACCAUUUUAUCACCCUCUUUGUCUUUUUACUAUUAUAUCACUGAUUCACUGUGGAGUUUCCUUCCACUAUUCUUCAGGCUCUGCUUGUUUCAGCAUGCCAGACUUUGAUUUCCUGGGCUGGUUGAAGAAUAAAUAAGCAAACUUGUCAAAACCCAGGAAUAAAAAAAGCAUCUUUGAGCUUUAAAUUUGAUAUACUUUUAUAAAAGAGCAUAAAUUUGGUUUUUCUAUUGGUCCUGAUUGCUGGGUCUCUGAUUAACUUGGUUCAGAGUUUAUGGAGUUGAUGGGGGGUGGAAAAUAUAGUGGGUGUCUUGUUCUCGUGUUCUUGGCUUCAUUGGCUGUGGGUUCAGUGAGUGGGAUUGGUGUUAAUUGGGGCACACAAGCAACACACCCUUUGCCACCGUCCACGGUGGUGAAAAUGCUAAAAGACAAUGGUAUUCAGAAAGUUAAGCUUUUUGAUGCUGAUGCCGGUCUUUUAGAUGCUCUGAAGAAGUCUGGGAUUCAGGUUAUGGUGGGUAUACCAAAUGACAUGCUCUAUACUCUGGCUAACAGUGUGCAAGCAGCUGAAAAAUGGGUUUCCAAGAAUGUUUCAGGGCAUGUCUCAUCUGGGGGAGUAGACAUCAGGUAUGUGGCAGUGGGAAAUGAACCUUUCUUGGCAACUUUUAAUGGUACCUUUGAAGCCACAACACUUCCAGCUCUUCAAAAUAUCCAAUCAGCUCUUGUAAAAGCUGGUUUGGGCAAUCAAGUUAGAGUCACUUGCCCUUUGAAUGCCGAUGUGUAUCAGAGCUCAUCAGAAAAACCUUCAGACGGCGACUUCAGGCCAGACAUCCAUGAUCUCAUGCUGCAAAUUGUCAAGUUCUUGAGCCAGAAUAAUGCUCCAUUUACUGUUAACAUCUAUCCUUUUAUCAGCCUUUAUUCAGAUCCCAAUUUUCCUAUGGACUAUGCCUUUUUCAAUGGCUUUCAGUCUCCUAUAAAUGACAAUGGAAAGAUCUAUGACAAUGUCUUUGAUGCUAACCAUGAUACUCUAGUAUGGGCAUUGCAGAAGAAUGGUUUUGCUAACUUGCCUAUAAUUGUAGGAGAAAUUGGGUGGCCUACAGAUGGAGACAUAAAUGGAAAUCUUCAAUAUGCACAACGUUUUAACCAAGGCUUUAUGUCUCGCUUUAUCGCUGGCAAGGGGACCCCAAUGAGACCUGGUCCUCUGGAUGCUUACUUGUUUAGCCUGAUAGAUGAAGAUGCCAAAAGCAUUCAGCCAGGUAAUUUUGAACGUCAUUGGGGGAUGUUUUACUUUGAUGGACAACCCAAAUACCAGCUUAACAUUGGAUCAAGAACCAAUGGCUUAGUAGCUGCUACUGGUGUAACACAUCUGCCCAAAAAGUGGUGUAUUUUGAAACCUUCUGCAAACCUUAAUAGUGAUCAAGUGGCACCAAGUGUGUCCUAUGCUUGUCAAAAUGCAGAUUGCACUAGUCUUGGGUAUGGAACUUCAUGUGGAAAUUUAGAUGCUGCUGGUAAUAUUUCUUAUGCAUUUAAUAGCUACUACCAGGUGACUGACCAGGUUGAUGGUUCAUGCAAAUUCCCUGGCCUUUCUGUUGUCACUGACAGAGAUCCUUCAGUUGGCGAUUGCAAAUUCAGAAUCAUGAUUCAAACAGAUUCUGCUGGCCUAUAUGGGAGUGGGAGAAUUGGGUCUCUUAGAAUAUUGCUCUUUGUAUUUUUGUUUUUCACUCUUAUGUAAUCUUAGUCUAAAGAUUCUAGCUUUUAAAUUUAUUUUUGGAGAAUGUAAACUGUGUAUUUAAUUUUUUAUAUUCAACAUGUGGGAUGGAGCCAAUGGAAGAUUAAGCUUGUCUUCAACAAAAAUGAGCCGGGUUGGCUCGUAAUCCCGUCGGGUUGGCUCGUAAUCCUGUUGGGUUGGCUCGGUUGGGUUGACAUAAAUGAGUUGCCAACCCGAGUCAAUCCGGACAAAAACUAGUCAGGCCGCGGGUCAAACGGGCCAGCUCGUGGGUUGAGUUUUUUUUUUUUUUAAUUAAAAAUAGGGAAAAGUGUGUAUAAUUUUAAAGGAUGUAAAGUUGUGUCAUUUUAAGAGAGAGAAAGAGAUAGAUAAAGGAGGAGAGAGAGUUGACAAAAAAAAUAAAGGUGUGGGUCCCACCUCUUUGUGAGAGUGAAAUGAUGUAAGUUGUGUAAUUUUAAAUGAUAGACA
Gastrolobium bilobum is the source of this 2373-nucleotide messenger RNA. Its product is annotated as glucan endo-1,3-beta-glucosidase 5-like. The record is from RefSeq and is a predicted model, not a curated record. The transcript is spliced from 2 exons. The coding region runs from base 457 to 1911 and encodes 484 amino acids. Gene Ontology annotation, biological process: carbohydrate metabolic process. Gene Ontology annotation, cellular component: plasma membrane. Lineage: Eukaryota; Viridiplantae; Streptophyta; Magnoliopsida; Fabales; Fabaceae. Gene Ontology annotation, molecular function: hydrolase activity, hydrolyzing O-glycosyl compounds.